Molecule: messenger RNA, 2079 nt
Organism: Moneuplotes crassus
Lineage: Eukaryota; Ciliophora; Spirotrichea; Euplotida; Euplotidae
Source: the annotation of a GenBank genome assembly
UCUGAGAAUUGCGAGGGAAACCAGACAAGCUUCAAAGUUUCAGGAGAUAUCUUCCAAAGAUUUGUAGACAAUGCAGAAUUUGAUGCUAAAGAAGCAUGAAUCUUCAUGUGGGGAGGUCAAAAAGAUUAUGAUACAUUGAUGAAAGCCGCUGAUGUGCUAUUUAAUGACCCUGUAGACUUGAACACCCCCUACAGGACUGAUUUCACAAGAGAAGAAACUUUUGAGUAUGGAUUCAAAAAGUUGAGGAGAUUAGUCGAUUUAGGAAAAGAGAAGAAAGUUCCUGUGAUUAAUAAUAUAUCUUACCCUAUAUUCACAUUCGCUAUUGGUGGACUCGUCCAGUCCAGUGCUCACCACGGAAUGUUUGAGAGUGUUCUGAGGAACUUGGGCGACGAGUACCAAAGCACAGAAUUAGUGAAAAAAUGAAUUACAUAUGAGAUUUUUGGAUGCUAUGCACAAACCGAAAUCGCUCAUGGAUCCGAUGUUAGAGGUUUGCAAACUACUGCUACUUAUGACCAUGACCAAAAAUGCUUUAUUAUCAACACUCCUACCAUGAAAGAUGCUAAGUUCUGGCCAGGAGAGCUUGGUAAAGCAGCAAACUACGCUGUAUUCCAAGCUAAGACUAUAGUCAAAGGCAAGAACGUUGGAGUUCAAACCUUUGUAUGCCAAAUCAGAGAUAUGGAUAGUCAUAGUCCUCUUAGAGGUGUUGAGAUUGGCGAUAUCGGUCCUAAAUAUGGAUUCGCAUCGAAAGACAAUGGAUACAUGUAUUUUGAUAACUUUAAGAUCCCAAAGUCUGCCCUCCUUUCAAGAUAUGUAGGCAUCACUGAUGAGGGUGAUUUUAUUCAAAAAGGAGACCCAAGAGUUGCCUAUUCAACAAUGAUGCUUAUUAGGAUCCAGCUUGUUGAAGCAACUCCCGCUUAUAUGCAUAUGGCUUUGCUUCUGUCUUCCAGAUACUGCUAUAACCGUACCCAAUUUAAGACACUGCCAGGAUCAACUGAAGAAAGAAGAAUUAUUGAUUACCAGGCAUCUAUGGCUAAACUGGCACCAUGCUUGGCAUUUUCCUUUAUCUCUAAAUUCACUGCUUACAAGGUAAAUGACAUGUACAAAAGAAUGCAGGAAGAGAUUAACACCAAAAAGGAAUUCGGGCUAAUGAAAGCUCUUCAUUCCGUCCUUUGUGCCCUGAAAGCCUAUUACAUGGAGGAAUCUGUCUAUUACAUCAAGGAGCUAAGAGAGCUAAUGGGUGGACAUGGAUAUCUCCAGGUCAACGGAAUCACUGAGCUUUUAGAAUCUGUAUCUCCAAACGUUACACUUGAGGGAGAUGGAUGCGUCAUGCAUCAACAAACUGCUAGAGAUAUAUUCAAAAACUUCCAAAAAGCUUUCAUGGAUGAUGGGCCUCUGUUAGAAGGAUAUUCUUACCUCAAAGACAGUUUUGAGUAUAUGGACAAGAAGAUCACCGGAGACAUCAAGGAUCUCUCCACUCUUAUGGAAAUCCUAAAAGCUAAUGCUUUUAUACAAGCAGCAAAAGUUGCUGAGAAGCUAGGAAAAUCAACUGAGGAAUCUUUUGACUCCAAAUGGAACAAGACUCAUCUCUCAGAGAUUGUUAAGACUUCACUUCUUCAUGCAAUUUACACUUCUGCUGUGAACUGCUAUGAAGGACUAAACUUAUAUGGAUUUAGCCCAAAGCUUAGAGGAGUAAUGGAGAUUUGCUUAAGACUUUAUAUCACUACUAACAUAAUCAGAUAUGGAGAUGCAGCUUAUCUCCAUGGAACCAUUUCUGCUGACCAAUUAAUGCAAGCGAAGGACUAUCACUCAGAACUCAUCGAGAACCUAAAGCCACAUAUGACAGCGUUGAUUGAAUGUGUCACUCCUGUUAGGAACUCUAUUCCAGCUCUUGUAUCCCAAGUCGAUGGGAAUAUGUACGAUAAACUUUAUGAAAAUGCUGCUACUUCAAGACUCAACAGAAGAGAGGGUAUUGUUUCAAUCAAGGAAGACCUGGUGCCUCUCAGUGAGAAGUUAUCAAAGCUUCAUGGGGUAGAGUAUAUGUCUCAUUCUCCAACUGCAAGCCCAUCAGCUAAGAUUUAG